GAUUUCGGUGCGCUAAGCAUUAUGACGGAUCGGCUCCGUCGAAUGUACGAAUGUCGUGUACGUAAGUGGAAGACUCUUCGUUUUGCUGUGCUCUUCAUUUCGAGGACGUGCUCUAGGUAUGUGCCCGGGCCGGCACGGGAAGAACGCGCAUGCCACAGUGAUCCCAGAGAAAUCUUCAAGGAAAGUAUCGCGCCGUGAAGGCGGUGGGCGGUGUUACUGCAAUUUCAUCCAAGUGUCAACCGUCCUCAAGCAACCAUGAAGAAACAGUUUUUUCGAGUAAAGCAACUCGCCGAUCAAACCUUCUCCAGAGCUGGAAGAACAGAAGUUCUGACCGAUGAUUUGCAAGCAGCAGAUAAACACGUGGAGGAAAUAAGAGCUGCGCUGACAGGUCUCAGCAAACGACUGGGUAGUCCACCUAAUCAGACCGUGGCACAGGAUCCAGCUUACAAAGAGAAACGCCUGAAAAAAUGUCCGGAGUACGUGCUCGGUCAAACAAUGCUGGAGAACGCCGCGGAGGAGGGUCUUAUGAGUUUUGCUCUCUCGGAAUGCGGAAGAGCUCAAAUAGCGUUGGCUCAGGAGGCCGUAGAGCACGAGGCUAAGGUAGAGCAAUACGUAGCAGUGCCACUUCAUUGCAUCCUUGAAACGGAUGUGCCGAAUAUCCUAAAGCAUAAGAGAAACUUGGCACGUUUAACAUUGGACAUGGAUAGUGCAAGGACCCGGUACCAGCAGGCUAGUAAACAUAGUGCUGGUGGUGCCGGUGCAACAAAGGUUGACAGCCUUCGCGAAGAGCUAGAGGACGCCGAGACAAAAGUCGAACAGUGUAGAGAUCAGCUGGCUGCCGAAAUGUUUCAACUGAUGUCGCGUGAAACUGAACUUGCUCAAACUAUCGUACAGUAUGUAAAACUGCAACGUGCCUAUCACGAAAGUGCACUUCACUGCUUAGAGGACCUUAUUCCGGGCCUGGAAAGUUAUAUCAAUGACAAUGAGAUGAAACCAGUCUAUGGCUAUCCUCUGGAGGAGCAUCUAAGAGUUACGAAUAGAAAAAUCGCUCUACCGAUUCAGCUGUGCGUUUCGGUCCUCCUGAGGCUCGGAAUGGAAGAGGAGGGCCUUUUCAGAAUAGCCGGUGGCGCUUCUAAGCUGCGAAGGAUCAAAUUGAGUCUUGAUGCUUGCUGUCUCACUCUACCGACGGCUCUGGAGUAUAAGGACCCGCAUGUGGUGGCAGGAGCGUUAAAAUCGUACCUGCGGGAAUUGCCGGAGCCUCUGCUCACAUACAAGUUGUAUUCUGAGUGGAUGGCAGCUGCAAAGAUAACGCAAAGUGAUUCCAGACUGCGUGCUCUCUGGGAGUUGCUGCACAAGUUGCCACCUGCGAACCUGGAAAACCUAAGGUUUCUCAUUAAAUUCUUAGCUGUGCUAACGAAGAAUCAGGAUGUGAACAAAAUGUCACCGCAGAAUAUAGCCAUCGUUAUAGCUCCCAAUCUCAUUUGGAGUCCUCAGGAGGACGUGAAUACUAUGGUGAUAAACAUGAGUACAGCUAACAACUCUAGUCUUAUAGUAGACCAGCUGAUCACGUACGCUGAUUGGUUCUUUCCGGGCGAAGUGGAUUUUGAUCGUGACUUGGACAUAGGUAUCCUUAAUGGUUCGGAGAAUCAAGUAUUAGAAAUGCGUCGUGCUGUAUCCAACAGUAGUCUAAGCGAUCAUGGCGAGAGUCCACCACAAGGAAGUCCAAAGCCAGCAACUCGUAGAAAAAAUAAACCAGCACCAACACCACCAGGAGGCACCCCGGAUAGGCAUGAUGUCCGAAGAUGUGACGACAAGCCUCCACCAGCUCCAGAUAAGCCACCGAGACCCUUGAUUACGACUACCUUAAAUCGAAGCACGUAUAAGUCCUCAAAACAAGAUAUCCCUCCAGAACCUGUGUUAGCGCAUCACGACACUAGAUCUGAUAAGCCUGAAAAGAGUCUUGAGAUUGAUGUAAAGCCCUUGGGAUUCGAAGUCAUCUCCAGAACCGACGUCAAUUUCGUAGAAUGUCCCGAGAGGACAGUCGAUUCGCGCAGCCCCGCCCAGGAAACUGUGAAGUCUGAUCUCAGGACUGAUAGGAAUGUCCAAGAGGUGAAGCACAACGUGCUACUUGGAUUCGAAGCUCUUAAUCUAAAAACGACCACGGAAAGCUCCUCGCCGAACAGACCCACUGUCGAAUUGGAGCAAUUCGAAGUGCCGCACUCUAAACCGAAGCCAGUGCCUGCCGAAAAACCAUCGCCGUCUACUCUCGAGAGGCGAAGGAUACCAGUAGCAGCACCAAGAAAUAUAGGGAACUUAACGCAGAAUAACGCGACUGAAGACAGUGUUGAACUGCGUAAAAAAUCCGAAGACAACAGCUUACAAACGAAUGUAAGUAGCAUCGAGAGGCCAACAAGUAAACCAGCAAUUCCAGAGAGACCGGCCGGACUGGUUCGCCCUUCUAGUCUGAUGAGGCCACCACAACAUCGUCAAAGUAACGAGAACCUCGAUGGCGAGUCUGGACCCCUAACAUUGGAACGGGCACACGUGUAUUCGGUGGACAAACAACAGGUUAGUAUAAUACAAGUGCGUGGAAAUGGCACCAGUAGCAACAGCUCCGCCGAGAGCAAUGGCAACACGGCUUCGAACUUGCAGAGAAGUCCUAGCGUGGGCAGCAGGCCUACGUCUAUGUCUCUAUCCAAUGAUCGACCGGAGAAGCCACCGCGACCGGAUAUGCCGGAGCAGACUAAGGCCCAUGCGAGGACGCGAUCCGAAGGAAAUAUUAUUGAUGUUCAAACCCAGACCGAAACAGUGAUCGUUUCUAAAUCGCCGCAGCAGCCGCCACCAGCAUCCCCAAGAUUUUUACAAAGGCCACCGAGACCUCAACCUCCACCACCUCCCCCGCCGACGACACGUCCUAAAUCCGAACAAGAAAGCACUAAUCUUUAAAAUAAUCUGUUAUCUCAAUUACGUGAGGAUUUUGCAGAGAGGGAGAGAGAGAGAACGCUAGCCCCCCCCCUCCCGCAAAUCCUCUCAGUUAACUGAUUCUUUUAGCGGAGAAAGCGUGGGUCUAUAUAUUUUCUCCUAAUAUGUACAAUGACAAGCGCCAGUUGAAGAUUUAACACCUCUCACCUCUCGAUUUUAUUCUUUUAAAGACCGUCCUGCUUUACAAUUGAGAGACACGACGGGAUCCUCUUGGGUCAGACAUAUUAAUCGCAACUCAUCGGCGCGUUGCUCCACAUUGUUCAUACAUUUUCAAGCAGACUAUACCUGGUCGUGCGGCUGGCAAGAUCAGGAAGCAGUGCCCGGCCCAAAUAUGAUUUUGAAGGACACUGACACGUGUACAGGACGAAAGUUUUGAUUGCUCAUUCGAAUUAUUGAACAAGAAUUGGCCCUGAAAUUUUCUCGAGAGUGACUGCAACGAUAUUUUCUUCAGUGAUCCAGUGCGACUUGGCGAAACAAGUGCUCAGCUUGAAAAGUAGAAAGGGCGCUUUCGAUGCGAGAAACUUUUGGAUAUACAAAAUUAGGAAUUUCAAGACAUAUAGACAUAUAUUUUCAUGCGACUGGACGAAGGAAUACAUUGCGUCGACUACAAAACGAAAAAGAAGUGCAUUUUAAGAAAAAGUAACGAAAUUACAUAAUUAGGACUUAGGAAAUGGAGUAAGACUCAAAUCAUGCUAGUCAUCAGCUCGACACACCAGCUGGCUAGCAGGAGCUUACAUUUUGCUCCGACUUCCGACUCCCGGAAAUAAUACUAGGUUAUAAGCAUCUGUAGUGUAAUAACGUGAGGAAAUUUGGAGUUCGCGUUCAAUCGUGUAUGAGAUAUGCAGUAAACGCCGAACACGAACGUUUUCUUGGAGAAAAAAUUGCUUAGCUUUUAUUUUACCAUAAUCGACUCUUGGCUGACUAUUUAAGCAACACACGUCCUGCGUGUCUCGAGAGAGAUCGUAAUUGCGUAAACUAAUUUUUUUUUGGUUAAAAUUUUCCAAGUUUAUUCAGUUGUAGAGAGUACUUCUUAGUCGGAAAAGAGAGAGAGACUGUUUUUUGCUUCAUCAUUAUAUCUCAAGUUCUCGUCCGAUCUGUUU
Cephus cinctus (wheat stem sawfly) is the source of this 4082-nucleotide messenger RNA. Its product is annotated as rho GTPase-activating protein 44. The transcript has 9 exons. Gene Ontology annotation, cellular component: cytoplasm; intracellular anatomical structure. Lineage: Eukaryota; Metazoa; Arthropoda; Insecta; Hymenoptera; Cephidae. The coding region runs from base 256 to 2946 and encodes 896 amino acids. Gene Ontology annotation, molecular function: protein binding; GTPase activator activity. Gene Ontology annotation, biological process: positive regulation of GTPase activity; regulation of Rac protein signal transduction; regulation of actin cytoskeleton organization. The record is from RefSeq and is a predicted model, not a curated record.